Molecule: messenger RNA, 2101 nt
Organism: Gasterosteus aculeatus aculeatus (three-spined stickleback)
Lineage: Eukaryota; Metazoa; Chordata; Actinopteri; Perciformes; Gasterosteidae
Gene: slc25a55a
Product: solute carrier family 25 member 55a
Biological process (GO): L-glutamate transmembrane transport; malate-aspartate shuttle; aspartate transmembrane transport
Molecular function (GO): L-glutamate transmembrane transporter activity; L-aspartate transmembrane transporter activity
Source: RefSeq, a predicted model, not a curated record
AACUCAGUGGAAAUUUCCACUCUCUCCUCUCGCGACUAUAUAUCCGCAGACAGACAGCGCGCUGCUCACACGGAAACACACACUGCGGCCUGAAAGCAUCGCGGAGAAUUACUGAAAGACAAUCUUCUGGAAUCUAUACAUUGAUUUGACCGAGAACACUUGGAAUCUACCACUACUUGUUUGACAGCCUCGCUUAUUUUUAAAUUCAUCAUGUCUCAGAAGCAGAUCAGCCUCCCAGCAAAGCUCAUUAACGGCGGUAUCGCUGGCAUUGUUGGCGUUACUUGCGUCUUCCCCAUUGACUUGGCGAAGACCAGAUUGCAGAAUCAGAGACAAGGCCAGCAGGUCUACAAGAGCAUGGUGGACUGCCUUGUCAAGACAGUCCGAUCCGACGGGUACUUUGGCAUGUACAGAGGUGCUGCCGUAAAUUUGGCGCUGGUGACCCCCGAGAAGGCCAUCAAGCUGGCUGCCAAUGACUUCUUCAGGCACCACCUCUCCAAGGACGGGGCGGGGCUGACUGUGUUCAGAGAGAUGCUGGCUGGUUGCGGUGCCGGCAUGUGUCAGGUCGUCAUCACCACCCCGAUGGAGAUGCUGAAGAUACAGCUGCAGGAUGCGGGCCGACUCGCUGCCCAGCAGACGAAGCCGGUCAUGAUGUCUCCCACCAAGCUGGUGGCCACCAACGCCGUGCUCACGCGCUCCUACAACUCUGUGGCGUCGGCCCGCCGGCCCGUCUCUGCCACGCAGAUCGCAAAAGAACUCCUGCAGACGCAGGGCAUCCGGGGGCUCUACAGGGGCCUGGGGGCCACGCUGAUGAGGGACGUGCCCUUUUCUAUAGUCUACUUCCCGCUGUUUGCCAACCUGAACCGCCUGGGCAGAGCGGGUCCCGAGGACGCCGUCCCCUUCUACUGGGCUUUCUUCUCGGGCUGCACGGCGGGUUCUACCGCCGCUGUGGCCGUUAACCCCUGUGACGUGGUUAAGACGAGACUGCAGUCCCUGAACAAAGGGUCCAGUGAGGAGACCUACAACGGGGUUGUGGAUUGUGUGAGUAAAAUAAUGCGAAAGGAGGGACCCUCGGCCUUCCUGAAAGGCGCCGGCUGUCGCGCGCUGGUCAUCGCGCCGCUGUUCGGCAUCGCUCAGGUGAUGUACUCGGCCGGAGUCGGCGAGUACCUCCUGGACAACACGCCGCUGAACCUCCUGUCGCCAUGAGAGACAACGACGAACGGGGAGGUGGGGGCGGCGGGGGAGAGCACACGCCGAUCUCUUCUGAGCGUAGAUGGCGACCAGCCGGCAGCUACACAACCAUCAGUUCACAGCAACAACAGAAAAAAGGGGACAACGUAAGUGCUCUGACCGCUGUGUUGCACUCAAACACUUUUAAGACUUCUUCAGCAGGCCGACGUUUGCACUUGAAGCCGUUGGCCUUUCCAGGCCGUGGGGGGGGGGGGGGGGCUCAGAGUUGCAGUGUUAUUCUUUCUAUGUCUCUGAGACAGUCCUGUUUCCCUCUGUGAGGGACGGGAGCUCACUCCAUCUACACGUUUGUGCUUUCUUCCACGUUACCACUUGUCGUAUUUAGUGUGCUCGUUCCUAUUUUGGAUCGCGGCAGCUUUUAGUCCUUUUUAGUCUUUGUUCCUUUUCCUUCGCUGGGCCAAAUUUACACAGUUCGUAGCAGAGGUCGUUUUUAUUUUUGAAAUACAUUUUCAGUCAAAGCUUCGGUGCACGUUUAAUGUGGCCGAUGGUGUCCGUUCCUCCUGACGCGGGGCCGCGAUGGUUCACCGAACCACAAGCGGCCCCGCUGUAUACUUGAUAUUCUCCCUUCAGUGGGUCAGUAGUGAGCUGCAGCUUCAGUACCUGUGAAAAACUUGAGAUGCAGUCAUGCACAUUACAUGUAUGUUUGUCCACGUAACAUUUACAAUAACUAAUGCAUAACUGAACCUAAGAUGUAUUUUGGUUUAUGCCUUAACAGAGCAGACAUUUCUCUCGCGAAGCAGGCUUAGUCAAAAAAAGCAUUACGAUGACUGAACAUUGAACCUUGACUGUUACAAUAUUUUGUGAUUUUUGUACAAACUGGGCAUAUAUGUAUAUACAAAAUAAACUUUGAAUUGUA